UAGACAUAGCCUUUUCUUGUCUGAAGAACUACUGAGUAGUACUGUCUUCCCUGCUCCAAUCCCGUUCGCUUGACGACCCUUACUUAUUUCCUCGGCAACCGUUGAGCGACGUCUAAUCACCUCUGUCUGUCUCUAUCUCUGUUCCAUAUCACAGCACAGUCCAUGCCCAAAGCCGCCCCUUCAUCUUCGACUCGACCAGCCCUCCGCAGAAACCAGGCCUGCCGCUCCUGUCGUAAGAGAAAGCUCAAAUGCGAUGCUGCACGCCCACAUUGCGGUACAUGCGUCAAACAAUGGCAGGCCCUCGUCAGCGUUCCGGCCCCCGUGGGAUACGCCCAUCCCAGUGAACCUCAGUGUUCGUAUGAUCCCGUCGAAGGCUUGACUCUGGCCCCAGACACGGAUCCCUUGGAUAGGAUCAGACAGCUGGAGAGCCAGAUUUCGCAACUGAAGGUCAAACUGUAUGAAAAGCAAACCGCCCCUCGGUCCAUCUCUCCCACCCAGCCGUCUUCGCUUAAUGCCAAUGUCACCGACAUACCGAGGCCGCUUUCAAAUGGAGGCGGCAUAUCUCUACCCCAUGCUUCCCUAAUGAACUUAAUCUCAGCUGAUAGUCCUGAGUCUCGCUUCAGGAGUGAAAGCAGCAGCCCGCAAUUACUCCCUGUUGCUUCAAAAUUGCCCACAGAUCCAUUCAUGGAGUUGCUUUUCACGGGCUGGAACCCUGAUCUCCCUGAUCCUGCGACCCUCAAUCACUAUAUAGAUGUAUUUUUUCGGUGUGAUCCUUGUGGCGCACGGGUGUUACACCGUCCUUCAUUUCUGAAUUCGAUGCUAUUGUCGCCUCGGGACCCGGCAUUCCCUCAUUCUGCCAUCCUCCACGCAAUAUGCACGGUGGCGUCUCGCUGGUCUCCUCAAAAUGUAGUAAUCAUGCCAGAUGGCGUUCGCCGAGACUCAUUUGCAGAAUUCCAUGCUGGAAAAACUCGAUCGUACAUUGACAAAACAAUGGCAAGCGGCGAAGAUAUAUUCUCAGUCAUGCAAGCUUGCAUUUUACUAUCAUGGUACUUCUACCAGGAAGGACGAUGGGUAGAAGUGUGGAUAUUCGCUGGCUUUCAGACAAGAGUCGCCGUUCCGUUACGGCUGAACUAUCCUGGAACUUUCUCAACGCAUGGAAAUAACUCACCCGGUGCUUACCUUGCACCGCCUAAGGAUCUUCGAGAUUUGGAGUCUCGUCGCAGAACCUGGUGGAUGACAAUCAUGUUCGAUCGAAUAGCGUCUGUUGGUGGAUGGAUACAUGCUGUCGAUGAACGAGAUUUGGGCACAGAGUUGCCAUUGCGUAAUGAAGACUUUGAAUCCGAGGCCGCCAUUCCGAGCAAUCCCCAGGACCUAUCUACCCCAGAUAUCUUCACACGACAUCCACCGCAAUACACAGAUAGCUUCCUACUGCUGAUCAAGGCGGUGAUGCUAUUUGGCCGUGUCACUGAUUUCAACGUGCGGGGAAGUCUACGAGCGGCAACAGCUCCCAGCAGGAACCAGAACCCCUUCUUCUUGCAAGGGUUUGAAGCGCUUGAUAAGCUUGUCUCCUCCGAGUUCCUGGAAAGCCUCCCUCAUAUUUUUAAGAAUAAUUCCGGAGUGACCGAUGCCCCCGAAGGCGGCACGCUGGAUACGGAUUUGUAUAUGGUCCAUAUAAUCCCUCACGCGGCUACCAUUACCCUUCAUAAUCCCUAUAUGGACUUCAGUGACGGGCAAAGCAUCUCAACGGCGCGGUGUGUCAACUCAGCGCGCCAGAUCCUCGGUGCCUACUGUAUGCUCUCGGCAACGUCUCUGGACAUAACGAGGUUACACCCCUUUGUAACUAUAUGCUGGUAUCUGGCAGCUGUCGUUCAAGUCCAGCUAUGUAAAUAUUUCAUCGAGAUUGGGGACACUCAAAGGGAAUCCAGUGUGUGGGGUGAAAUUAAUGUGCUCAGAUUUGCCAUGCUUGCAUAUGGACAGAGAUCUCCCAUAGGAACUCGACAAGAACGCCUGCUUCAAGGACUUAUGAGAGAAAUAGUGCGAAUGACGGCGCAGAAGCAACCGCUAGAAGUUGGAGUUCCGUUGUAUCCUUUCUCCUCUCAAACUCUGUGGCAAAAAGACAAACCACGGACAGGUUCUGAGGAACGCUCGACUGUCGUACCAUUGCCAGUCAGUCCCCAAUAUGAAGAGAUAACUCCGCCUCAGCUGACACCGAGUCGUGGCUCUGGUUCUGGAUGGUCACCAGGUACAGGAAGCGAUCACGAUGGUGCGCAUUCUCUACCCACGAACACUUCUUACGUCGGUUAGACGACCAAUAUAUUAUACUUUAUUACCCCAUGAUUCGUACUCGCUUGUGCUCACUGUGUUUCUACUGUACAUGUAUUUUACAAACGGAGUUGGAUAUGGACUACUUGUUCCUCUG
Messenger RNA from Guyanagaster necrorhizus, 2419 nucleotides. RefSeq lists its product as uncharacterized. NCBI's taxonomy places the organism in Eukaryota, Fungi, Basidiomycota, Agaricomycetes, Agaricales, Physalacriaceae. Gene Ontology annotation, biological process: regulation of DNA-templated transcription; DNA-templated transcription. The record is from RefSeq and is a predicted model, not a curated record. The coding region runs from base 163 to 2304 and encodes 713 amino acids. Gene Ontology annotation, molecular function: zinc ion binding; DNA-binding transcription factor activity, RNA polymerase II-specific; DNA binding. Gene Ontology annotation, cellular component: nucleus. The transcript has 13 exons.